Messenger RNA from Besnoitia besnoiti, 2502 nucleotides. RefSeq lists its product as uncharacterized. Gene Ontology annotation, molecular function: phosphatidylinositol binding. The record is from RefSeq and is a predicted model, not a curated record. NCBI's taxonomy places the organism in Eukaryota, Apicomplexa, Conoidasida, Eucoccidiorida, Sarcocystidae. The coding region runs from base 1 to 2502 and encodes 833 amino acids. The transcript has a single exon.
AUGGCGGGUUCUUCUGGCUGUGGAGCGACUCCUCCCACCGGCUCAGCUUCGACUUCGCCUUCCGGGUGCACUCUGUCGCCUGACACUGGCGGGGCUUCUCUAGGCUCCACGGUCGGGUCGCGCAAGGACGUGCCAAGCGCCAGGGGCUUGGAAGGACAUAUCGGGGGCUCUCCGCAGACAGUCAAGGCAGGAGGGAGCCAGACAGCCUCUUUAGUCGGGGGACGCGGCGGGUCGGUGGGCUCCUUUCCUUCUAAGCCGCCGGAGAGACCAGGGUCGUCGGCCGGCUCUUCGAUAGCCUCUUCGGCACCUCAUCACUCCUUGUCAAUCACUCCGCAUCCCAACCUGAGUGGACCUGUGUCCUCCGCGGGAGGCAUCCCGCGCGUCGAUCAAACAGGUGUUGACUCAGACUCCUCCGUUUCUCGCGCGAGCGCACCGGAUUUCGCGCGUAAGAGCCUGGACGCCGAGGCAAAGAAACUGCGGGAAGAGGGCAUGCACGGACGCUCCCACACCAGCGGCCGUACCGCCAGCGGAGCUUCAGCGCCAUCUCCGUACCACGUGUCCCUUCCAGAGCCUACGUCUUCCUCCACUGAGACGUUAUCAAAUACGUCGUUGGGGUCUACCAGCUACGGCAGUUCAGGCGGGUCCCUGAGGCCGCCAGCGGCAGCGGACUCGCCUCCGCAUCAGCGGCGGGGUCCUGAACAAAACGUGGCUGCGCCAACACGCAGCUCCUGUCCCAGUGCACCAUCUGCCUCUGCUGCGCUGUUUGUUCCUUCCUCAGUUCCUCCUCCAGCAUCUUUUGGAGUUCCUCAGGUUGACAGGCUCUGCUCUCCGCAGAAGUUCCACGCGAGUGUCAGUUCAGCCGGCUCUCUGCUGGACGCGGACAAACCGCGAACUGUUCUGAGUCCCUGUCAGCCUAGUUCCGCCGCCGUUCCUUUGUUGUCGCAAGGGGCGCCUCACCCGUCCAGCGUGGAUUUUUUGUCAGUUCAGAAUUUUACCGCCGGUCCCAGCACUCAGCAUCCCAUUUUUGUAAAUGGAAAGAAUGCACCGUCUUCCGAGCCUAGCAAGGAGUAUACGACGAGAGCAGAGAACGGGGAAGAAGACGACGAUUUCCUGGGCGACUCCUUCGUGGUUGUGGAAGCAGUCGAAGGCCGGGAGGAGGCGCCUGGCUGUGCGUUUUCUCCGCCCCCCCUCCGCUUUCCGAGUCACUGCUUCUCGGCUGACGGUCUGUGGGACUCAGAGGGCUCAAAAGGAGACUUCGCGGUUUCUGUAUCUGAUCCCGAGACACGAUCCACGGGGCCGCUCGGGCGGUUCACGCUGUAUCUCGUUAGCGGCUUGACAGUUGGCGGCGUGCCGUUUGCAUGCAGGAAACGGUAUAGCGAUUUUGAGUGGCUUCGACAGCAGCUUGUUCAGUCUUUUCCGGGUGUGUUCGUGCCUCCCAUUCCGCGGAAGCAGAAGCUCGGACGCUUUGACAACUCGUUCGUUGAAAAUCGUCGCCAGGGCCUCCAGGAAUUCCUCCAGCGGCUCUUCAGUCGCCGGCACCUCGCAAAGUGCUCCAUCUUCGUGGGUUGGCUUACGCGGAGCGCAGAGAGCGGAAUGGAUCAAUUUAAGAAGGAUUUCGCAGCGCGGUCUCUAGCGGAGCAGCUUGAGGAGUUUCAGGAGACUUUCCGAGCCCAGCUGGAGGGCGCCAACGGCCGCGGCACGCGAGCGGAAAGCGACCGGUUUAUUGUAUUCAAGCAGUUUCUGGCCAAGCAAUUGACAAUUCUGGAAGAGUUGCAUCGUCAGUUUAGCCGGCUCGCGUCUCUAAGUCGUUCCCAGUUCGGCUGCGUAUCGGCCCUACAGAAUCUGCUCAGAGACACCUGCGCCAUCGAGGAGAACCUCGUGAGGCAGCUUCCGGAUCUCCCGAUUCCGGCUGUGCGGUGCGAUCUUGCCUCUCUUGUGUCGCUGCAGAGGGCGUGCCUGGUCGCAUCGCCUGCGCACAACUACGAUGUCAUGCAGCAAGUUGUCGCGAAGGAGUUUGAUGAUACAGAGUGCAUGCUGGAAGCCGUGGGCAGCCUUGAGCGUCUGGUUCAGCUCAAGCAUCAAGCGCAGGCGCAGAUCGGCCGCGAGGAAACUUCGCUGCGGAGUGUUCUGAGGAGUUCUCGGGGGAGUUGGCUUCAGGCAUUUGUACACCGUAAGGACAAAGACGCGCAGAUUUCUGAACUCCGUGCCUCUCUCGAUGCCCUCAAAAUGCAGGUUCAAGUCCUCGAGCAGUGGGCAGAGGCCUCGCGCUUGGUCUGGGUAAACGUGGAAAUGCCUAAACUCGUGACGGCGAAGAGCAUUGCUUUCACCCGCGCGGCACAGGCAUUCAUCGAUCGGCAACAACAACAGUUCCUUCAGGAGGCGCGCGUCUGGCAAGCGUACGGAAUCCGCACCGGAGCCUCGGAUCCUCAGGCGCCCUCAACUCAGAAUGCGCCGCUCCCCCUCAGACCCUUCGGUGAAUGGGAGGCUACGAGGGAGCUGUAA